AUGACCGACACCAAACGAGCUCCCGAGGAAACCGGUCUGCCCGACGCCAAGCGUGCUCACAUUGACGACGUUGAAAAAUGCUUCCACAAGGGACUGCUUGACCAGACCUCUCAGGAUGAGCUCAAGACACAGAUUGCUGAGUCGGGACCCUACAAGCACGGAGUUAUCCCCCAGCUGAUUGACGAUGAGCUGUUGAGAAGCGUGCGAAAGGAAAUCAUGGAAGGAGUACAUUUCACCCGAAAGGAAACCGAUAUCUACAAGGUGUUUCAGACCGGAGACCUGGCCAACCUAUCUGGUCUCAGCGAAGAGGAGCUGGGUACCUUGCCCUCGCUCUUCAAGCUCCGAAAUGCCAUGUACUCUCGAGAGUUCCGUCACUUCAUGUCCUACAUCACCGGAGCCGGUCAUCUGUCUGGUUCGAAGCAGGAUAUGAGCAUUAACGUUUACCAGAAGAGCUGCCACUUGCUCAACCACGAUGAUGUCAUUGGUACCCGACGAAUCUCGUACAUUCUUUACUUGCCUGAUCCCGACGAGCCAUGGAACCCUCGAUGGGGAGGAGCUCUUCGACUGUUCCCCACUAUUCGACCCAAUGUGCCUGCUUCCGACUGGACCGUUUCUAUUCCCCCUGCUUGGAACCAGAUGGCUCUAUUCAAGAUCCAGCCCGGUCUCUCGUUCCACGAUGUCGAGGAGGUGUACGUUGAUAAGCCCCGAAUGAGUAUUUCUGGCUGGUUCCAUAUUCCCGAUGUUGGAGAGGAGGGAUAUAUUGAGGGCGAGAAGGAGGAAACGGAAGCCCUGUCUUCUCUGAAGCAAUUGACCAGCAAGAGUCUUCGAGAACACGACUUCCCCAAACGAACUCCCGGUCAGGUUCCCGAGGACGAGUUUGCUCAUCUCAAGGAGGGUCCCAAGGACGAUGACGAUCUGUUUCUGUCUGACGACGACGUCAAGUACCUCAGCAAGUACCUCAAUCCGCAUCUGCUGACAAUCAAGACCGUCAAGCAGCUCAACGAUUUGUUUUGCACCAACUCGCAGCUCGAGAUCAAGGAUUUCCUCAACAGCGAGUACGUGGGUGUUCUGAAGAAAACAAUUGAUGCCGAGGACUCUAGACCUCCCAAGGAGAUGCCCCAGGUGUCUGAGGAGAUUGUACUACCCUGGAAGCUCGCUCGACCUCCUCACAAGGCCCGAUACAUGUACCUGGAUGGCUCUGAGGAGGCCGAUAAGGAGCCUGAGGUCGGAGAAGAAGAGGUUACAGUUCGGCCUGACGAGAAUGGAGGCUUCGAAUACUCUGAAACGAUUCUCUCUGGACUCAAGGACACUGACAAAGCAGCUACUUCCAAGGUUUCGGAGGUUGCUGCCCUGUUCAAAUCUUCAGCUCUGCGACGAUGGAUCUCGCGGAUUUCUUCUCUGGCUCUAAAGUCCGAGAACAUCAUUGCUCGACGAUUCCGACCUGGCUUUGACUUCACUCUGGCCACUGCCCAAGACGAGUCUGACAUUGCUCUAGAAGCCACUUUGUGCCUGACCCCCACUAAGGGCUGGGAAGACGGCGAGUAUGGUGGAUACGAGCUGUGUAUGGCUGUUGACGAAGAUGCCGAUGACGACCCGGCUGUAUACCGAGGAGCCAAAGCCAAAGAGGCUGGUGAAGGAGAGGGCGAUGAGGAAGAUGAGGAUGAAGAUGAAGACGAUCCCGUUCUUCUGACCUCCCAGGCCUCGUGGAACACCCUCAACAUCUUUGUCCGAGACAAGGGCAUUCUCAAGUUUGUCAAGUACGUGUCUAAGAACGCUCCUGGUUCUCGAUGGGACAUUUCUGCCGAGUGGCAGGUGGAGUACGUUGGAGAUGAUGAAGAGGAAGAGGACGAGCAUGAAGAGUAG
Yarrowia lipolytica CLIB122 is the source of this 1863-nucleotide messenger RNA. RefSeq lists its product as uncharacterized. NCBI's taxonomy places the organism in Eukaryota, Fungi, Ascomycota, Dipodascomycetes, Dipodascales. Gene Ontology annotation, molecular function: peptidyl-proline dioxygenase activity; iron ion binding; L-ascorbic acid binding. Gene Ontology annotation, biological process: peptidyl-proline hydroxylation; regulation of translational termination. Gene Ontology annotation, cellular component: cytoplasm. The record is from RefSeq and is a predicted model, not a curated record.